Molecule: messenger RNA, 2684 nt
Organism: Cygnus atratus (black swan)
Lineage: Eukaryota; Metazoa; Chordata; Aves; Anseriformes; Anatidae
Product: NACHT, LRR and PYD domains-containing protein 1-like
Exons: 26
Coding region: 62-2422 (786 amino acids)
Biological process (GO): innate immune response; inflammatory response; regulation of apoptotic process
Cellular component (GO): canonical inflammasome complex
Source: RefSeq, a predicted model, not a curated record
ACAGGCGGAACUUGGAAGGCACCGAGCAGCACUGUGGUGAACUGCAGCAUCAAGAGGCAGUAUGGAGAAAAUCAUGGCAGAUCUCUUGCGGAAAACCCUUGAUGAUCUAGGGAGAUAUGCCUUCCCGAGAUUCAAGAGGGAACUCAGUAAAAUCCAGCCCAAGGAGCAGUAUGAGCGCAUCGAACUGGAGAGCCUGAUGGGGCUGUCACGAGCAGCCCUCGCCGAGCUGCUGUGCAGCCACUACGGGCAGCCCUACUGCGUGGAGGUGACAGUCAGAGUGCUGAGGGCCAUGGGCAGGAGCACCCUGGCAUAUACACUCCUGCACAGGCUGACGUAUGGGGCAAGUUUUGUUGAGCGCUACAGAGAAAUUGUGAUCCAGAAAGCCUCUAAUGUGGCUAAUAUCAUCAUGGCUCUCCUCCGUGAACGUGUACUGACCUCUGAGCAGUCUGACAGCAUCAUGUCAGAAGGAACCAACCAGAAGAGAAUGAAGAAGCUCUAUGAACUGGUGCCAACGUGGGAUGUCACAAACAAAUAUUGCCUGUAUAAGGUUCUAUGUGCAACAAAUCCAAUUCUCACUUUAGUAUAUACAGCUGUCCAGGCACAGGGUAGCAUCAUAUCAGAGGGUCCCCAGAAACACAUGGCAGAAUUUCAAGAUCCCUGGGAAGACAUUUUCUAUCUCCAAGGUCCCCAGAAACACACUAUAGAAUUUCAAGGUCUCCAGGCACAGUCCGCCAGUCGACGUGCGGGUGGUCUCCAGGAUCAGUCUGGCCCUAAACCUCAGGGCGGUCCCCCGGCACAUUCUGUCUAUAUAGUUCCGGAUGAUCCCUGGGAAGACAUUUUCUAUCUCCAAGGUCCCCAGAAACACAUGGCAGAAUUACAAGGUCCCCGGGAACAGUCUGGCAUUAAAUUUCAGGGUGAUCCCUGGGAAGACAUUUUCUAUCUCCAAGGUCCCCAGAAACACACUAUAGAAUUUCAAGGUCUCCAGGCACAGUCCGCCAGUCGACGUGCGGGUGGUCUCCAGGAUCAGUCUGGCCCUAAACCUCAGGGCGCUACAGCUGGGGACAUGCCCUCCAAAAAGACAGACUGGUCGGACGAGGGCAGCAGCGUCCAUGGGGCAGCAGCAUCCAUGUUACCACAAUAUACACUCUUUGGAGACAUUGAUAAGAGCACCAGUCCCAGUUCGGGCAGGAACACACGCUCAGGUGCCAUCUGCACGUCAUGUCCCACUGAAGAGGACUGGGCAGAAGAAGUGAAGCCAGAGAUUAUUGGGGACAAACGAGGGAAGAAAGAGAUAUACAGAGCUCACUUUCCUCGGGCUGGUCUGUUCCGCUGUGUCGAGACGGACCUUGAGUUCCUGGUGAGGACAGCCACCAGCAUUGAGUACAAGUACUCCUUCUGGGAACGUCACCUGGCUUCAGGGAUCCCCCCUGUAUGGAUGGAGGUUGGCCCCGUGUUCGACAUCCAUGCCCCGCCAGGCACUGUAGAGGCCAUUCAUAUCCCACACUUCCUGUGUCUUGGAGAGGGGAAGCAAAACACUUCCUGGAUGCAAAUUGCCCACAUUGUUGAUGGGAACCUACUCCUGGAGAAGCCUACAAGGGUGAAGUCAUUCCAUGCUGUGCUGGAGGACCCCAGCUUUUCCCCCAUGGGUGUCAUAUUCCUUUCUGACAAAUUGCCAUUCAUCCCCGUCCAUUCCCUUGUGCUCCUCUAUCGGGUCUUCAGUGCUGCAGACAUCACCUUUCACCUCUACCUGAUCCCCAACCAUCGUGGCCUGGAAAAGGCAGUGGAUGAGGAUGAGAAGAGAAGUGGACACUCGCUCUUGGUGAACAAACCUCCCAACACCAUCCGACCACUGAAAUUUAACAGGUGGUAUCGCGUAUCCGGUCCUUCAAGGGCAGAGAUAAACCCCAAAGAGCUGAAAUUCGUCUACCUGGCAUUGGACAGACGUCAGCUCUUCACCGAGAUCUACACCAAGGACAUGGAGGAAGGAAUGCAGCUCACCUUGACCAAGGUGGUCCAGGAGGGCAAAAGGGACUGCAGGCUACUCUGGGGCACCCUUCUGAGGGCAGGUGACAUCAAGCAGCCGGCCACCUCUUCCACUCCAACAUGCUCAGGUCACUCAUUCUUGGAGCAUGAGCCAUCCUCUGCUCUCCAGGUCAGACAUAAAGGACAUUUUGUGGAGAAACACCGAGAGCAGCUGAUCCAGCGUGUGACAUCAGUCAACAGCAUUCUGGACCGGCUCCUCAAAUAUUCUGUUCUGACUGACGAGCAGUACGAGAGAAUCCGAUCAAACAGCAUCAGGCAGGAGAAAAUGCGCCUCCUCUACAGCUUCAUGCCCAGCUGGGACACCAAAUGCAAGAACCUGUUCCUUAAUGUGCUGAAGGAAACCAAUCACUACCUCAUCCAAGAGCUCCAGGGAUUGUGAGGGCUGACUUGGGAGUGAUGGUGGUUCCAGGCGAACACAGGACUUUGAGGACUGGGGGAGGGUGAGAGAUGGGGAGCCCCAGGAUCGGAUCUAAGGGCUCAGGGGAACCUGCACUACAGUCUCAGGAGGAGCCAGAGGCCAGUGCUGCUGAGGGGGCCCGAUGAGGUAGUGUGGUGAACCUUCCCGUGCACUGCACCACAUGGGGAAAAAGCUGGCCCCAGAGCCAGCAGGUGUGAAAAUAAAAAUAAAAACUUGAAAUGGU